Messenger RNA from Torulaspora delbrueckii, 477 nucleotides. It is a transcript of the gene MXR2, whose product is annotated as peptide-methionine (R)-S-oxide reductase. The record is from RefSeq and is a predicted model, not a curated record. Lineage: Eukaryota; Fungi; Ascomycota; Saccharomycetes; Saccharomycetales; Saccharomycetaceae. The coding region runs from base 1 to 477 and encodes 158 amino acids. The transcript has a single exon. Gene Ontology annotation, biological process: response to oxidative stress; protein repair. Gene Ontology annotation, molecular function: peptide-methionine (R)-S-oxide reductase activity.
AUGCUUAGAGGCGUCAGUCGAACUUUGUUACUGACCCGUUACUUCCAGAAGAAUUUAUUCAGUAGCACAACGAUGGCUAAUAGUGGUAGGCAGUGGAAUCCAAAGCUGAGUAGCGAGCAAUUGUCAGUUCUGAGGGAUAAAGGCACCGAAAGACCCUAUACUGGGACUUACUUAGAUAAUAAAGAAAAUGGGAUUUACCAUUGUGCCAAUUGUGAGGCACCCUUGUACUCUAGUGGAGCCAAGUUCGAUUCCGGAUGCGGAUGGCCUGCUUUCUACCAGGAAGUGUCAAAGGAUGCGCUCAGUUAUCACCGUGAUGGUUCACUAGGUAUGGAAAGAGUUGAGAUCUGCUGUGGUCAAUGUGGAGGUCAUUUGGGCCAUGUCUUCGAGGGUGAAGGCUGGCAAAAGAUGCUGGGGCAUCCAACAGAUGCUAGACACUGUGUGAAUAGUGCAUCGUUGACGUUUGCCAAAAAUAAGUAA